Messenger RNA from Medicago truncatula (barrel medic), 1338 nucleotides. Its product is annotated as putative disease resistance protein RGA3. Gene Ontology annotation, molecular function: ADP binding. The record is from RefSeq and is a predicted model, not a curated record. NCBI's taxonomy places the organism in Eukaryota, Viridiplantae, Streptophyta, Magnoliopsida, Fabales, Fabaceae. Bases 11 to 1015 code for a protein of 334 amino acids. The transcript has a single exon.
CUGAAAUAAUAUGGCAGAAGCCUUACUUGGAGUUGUGUUUGAGAAUUUGUUAUCUCUGGUUCAAAAUGAAAUUGCAACCACUUUUGGAAUUAAGUCAAAGGUCGAAAAGCUAUCAACCACCUUGGAUCUGAUCAAGGCUGUUCUUGAAGAUGCUGAGCAUAAACAAGUCACAGAUCGCUCUAACAAGGUAUGGCUUCAACAACUCAAAGAUGUUGUUUAUGUGCUAGAUGAUAUUCUUGAUGAGUGCUCAAUCGAGUCUGGUCGGCUUAGAGGCUCAUCCUAUUUCAAACCAAAGAACAUCAUAUUUCGCCGUGAGAUCGGCCAAAGGUUGGAAGAGAUUACAAGGAGAUUUGAUGAAUGGCGCCAAACCAGCUCCUUUAUUGCUGAACCAAAGGUGUUUGGACGGGAAGAUGAUACAAAGAAGAUUGUUGAGUUUCUGCUCACCCAAGCAAGGGAUUGUGAAAUCCUUUCAGUCUAUCCCAUAGUUGGGUUAGGUGGUAUUGGUAAAACAACUCUAGCUCAAUUGGUCUACAAUGAUGUUAGGGUGAGUAGCAAUUUUAAUACAAAAAUUUGGAUUUGUGUUUCUGAUGCUUUCUCAAUCAAGAGGAUUUUGUGUUCCAUCAUAGAAUCUAUAAUAGGUGGAAAGUGUGAUGCCUUGGAUUUAGAUGUAUUACUAAGAAAGGUGAAAGAACUAUUGAAAGGUAAAAGAUAUUUUCUGGUUUUGGACGAUGUGUGGAACAAAAUGCAACAAUUAGCAUUCGGAUUAAGCCAAGAGAAAUGGAAUACGUUGAAAUCAGUGUUUAUGUGUGGAUCCAAAGGUAGUUCCAUUUUAGUGUCCACUCGUGAUGAGGUUGUUGCGGCAAUCAUGGGAACAUGUCAAGCUUAUCCUUUAUAUGGUCUCUCUGAUAAUGAAUGUUGGUUGUUGUUCAAACAAUAUGCAUUUGGAAAUGACAAAGAAGAGCGCGAGGAACUUGUCCCAAUAGGCAAGGAUAUAGUAAAGAAUGUAUGUAUUUAGAGAAUGCAAACAUGAUUAUUUUGUCAAAAAGCACACACCACAUAUGUUUUCACUCUGAUGACUCGCUAUCACUCAAUGAGGAUGCCUUCAAAAAAGUUGAAUCCUUGCGAACAUUGUUUCAGUUAGAUCAUAACAGACCAAAACAUGACCACUUGCCAAGAAACCAUUCUCUUCGGGUUUUAUGCACAUCCUCUCUCCAGGUACCCUCACUAGAGAGUUUAAUUCAUUUAUGGUAUUUAGAACUUCGUUCUGCUUACAUAAACAUUUUACCGGACUGAAUUUGCAACUUACAAAAACUAGAAAUCUUGAAUGUAAAACAUAGU